This is a messenger RNA of Talaromyces proteolyticus, 2148 nucleotides long. RefSeq names its product fungal-specific transcription factor domain-containing protein. The transcript is spliced from 2 exons. The coding region runs from base 219 to 2021 and encodes 600 amino acids. Gene Ontology annotation, cellular component: nucleus. The record is from RefSeq and is a predicted model, not a curated record. Lineage: Eukaryota; Fungi; Ascomycota; Eurotiomycetes; Eurotiales; Trichocomaceae. Gene Ontology annotation, molecular function: zinc ion binding; DNA-binding transcription factor activity, RNA polymerase II-specific; transcription cis-regulatory region binding. Gene Ontology annotation, biological process: positive regulation of transcription by RNA polymerase II.
CUCAUCCUUACAUUCAACUAAUGGCUGCUAACAUCAAUACAUGUCACUCCGAGAUGAAAACUUCAAAGUGCAAUGCUCCACCGAGAUUUGCCGAGCUUUGAAUCAUGAGAUGAGCUGUUGUAGUGGACGGAUGUAGCGAUAAUCUGUAAACGACCACAUUGGCUCUUUCCCUAGACGUGCUUUUACACCAGGUGUGCGACUUGACAAGAAGAACCUCCAUGUCUUCCGAGAAUGCACGCAAGAAAAGGCAUGUCUCCGGACUAGCUUCGACAAAAAGGUCGAAAACAUUUACCGGCUGUUGGACCUGCAGAAGACGCUCGGUUAAGUGUGGCGAAGAGAAGCCUACGUGUUGCAGAUGCAGAAACAGUGGACUGUCGUGUGAUGGGUAUGGAGUUCGUUUGGUCUGGCCAGGUCAACAUGGGGCCAAGAUUGCUCAACGCCGAAACUGUUACGAUGAUUCCUUAUUUACUUAUCCCGUAUUCAGUGAGGAGGCUGUGGAUUCGGCUCUCAAUGAGAUAGACACCGCCUCAAACCCAGAGGAUCUCACCAUUGGGCUUUUCUCAGUAUUUCGACUCCAGCGGGCCAGCGAGUUCACGUUGGUUAACGAUUCUUGUACAGAUGUCGAGCUGAAGUAUGGAGGCUGUUUCCUUAUUGGCGAGGAGGGAAUGUUCCCUGGGGAGCAGGAUGUCGUUCGGAGACUGGCAACAUCUUCAAACUGGGUGGGAACUAUGCUCUCUGAUGACGAUUACGUUUCAACUUCGGAACUGAACAAAGCCCGCAGAGGUUUGGAUCAAGAAUUGCAUAGCACCUCUCGAACAGCAUUCUUGGACUUCUCUCUUUCCACUCAAACCAGCAUCGAACGCCAGUUGAUGAAUUAUUGGGUCACUUUUCUGAGUGGGUUGAUGACCCCCACACCCCGACAAGACAAUGCAUUCAAGGACAUUUUCACUUCGUUGGCGGUGUCAGCAAUGGGUACGUCUCAAAGUUCGCCAGCUCACACAGCGUUUUUGCACUCUCUCUAUGCUUUUGCGGCAUUUAGCCGAGCGAGACUGUGCUCUUCUGGUGAGACGGAGAGUGUAAUUGGCGACCAGCAUUUGAAAUGGAGUCUUCGACAGUUGAACCAAAGUUUGAACACAUGCGAGCUGGAAGCACAGCAGGCGAUACUCGCAACGAUUCUCGCUCUCUCUAUGAUUCCUGCUUUCACAGGGGAAAAUUCCGACUGGCGUGUCCAUUUCCGUGGGGGAAUUGCUUGGCUAAAGACCACAGAGAAAAGAGCAUGGAGAUACAGUAGGAACAUGAGCACCUUAUACCAGAUUUUCGUCUGUCUCGAGGAGUUGCGGCCAGCCUACGGCGCUAUUGCAAAAGGGUUUGGACCACCCGAGUUCGGCUUUCGACAACCAAGUCUCGCACCAGAAACGCUCACUGGUGACAAAGACAUGGAAUGGUACCUCGAUGGCAUUUUCGGAGUUACCAGGCCUAUAAUGGAAAUCAUUCACGAAAUCAACCAACACGUAUUCAGCGGAGCACGGCCUUCCCAAGUGGAGCUCGAUAAACUUGAGCUUAAAAUAUACCGCAACGACCCCAAGUGGUUGCGAUCGCAAUUCUCAGGCCCAGACGAGCACUGCAGAGAGCUAGCAUGGCGCCACGCCCGAACAUUCUAUUAUGCAUGCCAUAUUUACUUGGUGUGUUCAUUGCGAAAGCAGCCCCCUCGCAGUGUCACUCACUUCGUGGAGCAGGGCAUUAAGCAGAUCGAGGCGAUCAGCCGCCUCGAAGCAGGCUUCAAUGUUUCCGGCCUCAUGUGGCCGUGUUUUAUCAUAGCUUGUGAAACCGAAGACCCUGACCUCCGCCUUCGCAUCAAACCGUACUUCGAUAAAAGAGAAUGCUGGGGGAUUGCCAAUGUAACAGCUGCGAAGGAGGUCGUUUUGGCUGUAUGGAAUCGCAGAGACAAGGCAAUACAAGGGGGUUGUGUCCUCUGGCACGAAGUCAUGGCGGAGAUGGGAAUUGAUAUCAUAUUGUCGUAGAAAGGCGGUAUAAACGCAGCUCAGCACUAUGUUCGACCCCUACUACUCUGCUCGGUCAUAACCAUCGAUGAAAGCUAAGUAAUUUUAAACGAUAGGUACUAAGGAAAUAAAAAUAUUCUAAGGUAGA